AUGCAACUCACAACACUCUUCACAGCUCUAGCAGCUGGCGUAACCUUGGCUUCAGGCAAGGUCUUGACUGUCAUCGACCCAUGUCCACAGGUCACCACUUCGCACCGCCUGUCGACUAUCACUGCUCAACAUCAGGUCAUUUCCACGUGUGCCCCGACUACUGCAUGCUUCUUUCGCAAAUGCUCCACCAUCUACCCACCCGUACCAACGACUUGGGUGUCGACUACAAUUCCAUGCGACUAUGAUGGCAACAAGCAUUCAUCCACGCUGGUCACAAAGAUCACCCAACCCGUCACAUGUUCCGCCAGUAGCAGUAGUCUCACAAAGGUAACAUCAGUCCCGGUCACCGUCAACAACAAGGUCUUCACAAAGACGAUCACCCUAGAGAUGACAGCUCGAAAGGAAUGGUCGGCCAAGUAUGAGAACCUUGGGCCGUUGGCUAUGCCUGGCUACCCCGGUUCCGGGCUUUGCAAGGACUGUACCGCCAAAGACGGUUCCAUCAUCCAGGUCUUCAACGUCAAGGAAUGCAGAUCCAAUGCUAAAAGCACCGAGUGCAUCCUCUACGAUGAGACGCGAGUUUUGCCUGCCCCGGCUACUGUUAUCACCCAAGCCGCAUGUCCCGUAAGGACAUCCGUACCAUCUGCCGGUACUUACACGUUCAAAUUUCCUCAAACUGUUCCUGCAAGAACCGUCACAAUCAGGGAACAAGUUGUCACCUACACCAAGACUGUAUGGAACGCCUAUGUCACCAGAGUAUGCAAUGGACCGACCAACUUUGACUUUACAACCACCGUGACCAAGACUUUAUUCGUCCGUCCUCCUCCCGCUACGUCUGCUGUUACAACAAGUGCCGCUCCAAAAGGCUGGGAAGAUUGGGUGGCACCUCAGCCCACAUCCACCCCUGCCUCGACAAAGAAGACCACCUCUUCUACUCGAAGACCGGCUUUGGCCACCACCACCACCAGCAACUCACACAGCCGCUCCAUUAUCGAGACGUUCUCAACUUCCACGGCCUCUUCCUUAAUUGGACCCGUUCAACCUGGUACCACCACCACCAUCUCUUCCAGCCGCUCCAUUAUCGAGACGUUCUCAACUUCCACGGCCUCUUCCUUAAUUGGACCCGUUCAACCUGGUACCACCACCACCAUCUCUUCCAGCCGCUCCAUUAUCGAGACGUUCUCAACUUCCACAGCCUCUUCCUCAGUUGCACCUGUUGAACCUGGUACAACCACCACUUUGUCAACCUACACCACUCAACCAUCGAGCACAACAACCUCAUCCUUCUCCCUCACUGGCCUUCCCGAACCCCCAACGACGUCACAUACCAGAAGUUUCACUUUCUCAACGGAUUCUUCCAGGUCAGUGCUACCGCUCCCAGCACAGACAUGCGUCCAACCCUCUCUUUCGGCCCCCAACUCAGCUCAAGUCACGGCUGCACUCAACCAGUGGGUCUCAGACAUCACCACGGUUAACAGCUUCCUCGAAAGAGUCUUGGCGCAACCUCCUCCAGUUCUACACGAGCACGAAAUUGAAGACAUCGCCCGCGAGAUCUACACUACUGCCUUUGACGAACCCUGCCAGCUUUUCACUCUGGUAUCCGCGAUUGAAAAUGCUGGCCGCACAAGUGAGGCAUCUCAAUGUGCUUUCGAUGAUCUCGCAAACAGCCCUGUACCUGUAUUCCCAACCUUUGUCCUUGGCUCGCUUGCGGAUGUCAUCAGAGACCCCAGCAGACUGUUCAUCGGAGCUGAAAUCAUCAACCAUCGACGAUGUUGCAAUGUUUUGCGAGACGUCGAUGUUUUGUUCCAAGCCACCUCGGAGACGUAUCCCGGGCUUUUGCUGACUGCUCCUCGGCCUUCGACCUGCCAGGCUGUCGACUGUAGCAACCUGAGAGAUCCUCCUGCAGCCACCUGCUCCGCCCUGCCUUUUACUCCCAUCAACCCUACUUCUACCACAUCUAGCCCUCCAACACUUCCAACUACAACAACGACCAGCCCGCCCCAUUUCGAUCCCACGACGACAACAACUAGCCCACCACAUUUUGAUCCCACGACGACAACAACUAGCCCGCCACAUUUCGAUCCCACUACAACGACAACCAGUCCACCGUAUUUCGAUCCUACCACAACCACAUCACCGUACGUUGAGCCUCUUGUAACAUCUACAAGCUCUACUAUGACUCCAUAA
Exophiala mesophila is the source of this 2184-nucleotide messenger RNA. RefSeq lists its product as uncharacterized. The record is from RefSeq and is a predicted model, not a curated record. Lineage: Eukaryota; Fungi; Ascomycota; Eurotiomycetes; Chaetothyriales; Herpotrichiellaceae. The transcript has a single exon. Bases 1 to 2184 code for a protein of 727 amino acids.